GCAGCAGCAGUAGAGAAUUCUCUUCCGCCUCUUCUCUCUCCUUGCCCUCUGUCACCCGUGGAGAACCGCCAGGCCACUACCUUUCUCUUCUCAACGACAUCCUUUCCAUUCAGAUUUUGGUAGUUGAUCGUAAAAUCUAAAAUUUGUCGGAAUGGCUCUCAACAAGAUGGUUUUGGGCAGGAGCACAGAGGCCACGGCUCCCGAUGCCUUGAGGGCUGUUUUUGCAGAAUUCAUCGCGACGUUCCUCUUUGUUUUCAUCGGUGUCGGCUCAUGCAUCGCUCAUUCUAAGCUAAGCGAUGGACCGCUCGAAGCUGCUGGCUUGGUCUGCAUCGCUAUCGCCCACGGCUUAGCUAUUGCCGUCACGGUGGCUGCCACUGCCAACAUCUCAGGAGGACAUGUGAAUCCUGCUGUUACCUUCGGUCUUGCAGUCGGCGGUUACAUCACCAUCGUCCGUGCUGCUUUCUACUGGAUUGCUCAGCUUCUCGGCGCCACUCUCGCUGCUUACCUUCUCAAGGCUAUCAUUCUCACCACUGGACUGAGCAUGCCGAUUCACGGUUUGGGAGCCGGCGUUAGCGUCACAGGAGGACUUAUUCUUGAGACUGUGCUCACCUUCGUGUUGGUCUUCGUCGUCUACGCCACCGCUGUGGACGGUAAGAGGGGACAGAUCGGAAUCAUUGCACCGCUGGCCAUCGGAUUCACAGUGUUGGCCGACCACUUCAUCGGUGUGCCAUUCACCGGAGCAUCCAUGAACCCAGCUCGAUCUUUUGGACCUGCAUUCGCCACCAUGGACUUCCACAACCACUGGAUCUACUGGGUCGGUCCUCUGCUCGGAGGAGGUAUCGCUGGUAUCAUCUACGACGGAGUGUUCAUGACUGCCGAGUCUGACAUCACUACGGAGAACGAGUAUUAGGCGGCUGUGGCUCUCGAAAUCACCAAACUGUCGACGUCACCAAGUUCAUUAGAUCUGGCUCUGGCUGUGCAUUCAUUUUGUUUUGUCACUACAGCUUGUGACAAGUCACGAAAGAGUUGUCACUGGAAAGCUGAUUCUUCGUAGGGAUAGGCAGACAUGAGUACUUUGCUUGGUUGUAUAGACAUGUGAAUAGACUGUAGAGGUAUUAUUCGCAGUAAGACACAUCUAGAGACAAAGAAAUCACAUUGUGAGUUCUUUGGAUCUCUUGACGAUGAUAUUUUAAUUUGAUCUGCUCACCUCUUGUGCACUUGUUGUUCUCCAAAGGACUUAUGCAUGUAUGCAAACAAUUUUUCUCCCGAGCUUUCCUCACCACUUGUGGGGUUCAUUGAAUAAAUAUUUGCAUCACUUCCUUCCUCGU
Messenger RNA from Marchantia polymorpha subsp. ruderalis, 1328 nucleotides. The record is from the annotation of a GenBank genome assembly. Lineage: Eukaryota; Viridiplantae; Streptophyta; Marchantiopsida; Marchantiales; Marchantiaceae.